Cydia pomonella (codling moth) is the source of this 2024-nucleotide messenger RNA. It is a transcript of the gene Dhdds, whose product is annotated as dehydrodolichyl diphosphate synthase complex subunit DHDDS. Gene Ontology annotation, molecular function: ditrans,polycis-polyprenyl diphosphate synthase [(2E,6E)-farnesyl diphosphate specific] activity. Bases 132 to 980 code for a protein of 282 amino acids. Lineage: Eukaryota; Metazoa; Arthropoda; Insecta; Lepidoptera; Tortricidae. Gene Ontology annotation, biological process: polyprenol biosynthetic process. The transcript has 5 exons. The record is from RefSeq and is a predicted model, not a curated record. Gene Ontology annotation, cellular component: endoplasmic reticulum; dehydrodolichyl diphosphate synthase complex.
UUACGAACGUACCUUCACUCUGUUGAUAAAAGAUUACGUGUUUUUAUUUUAUACUAUCAUACUAUGUGUAUUUCCAAAAUUUAAGAAAACUUUACUGCUGAAAGCUUUACUGUAGUGGAAAAUUGUUCGUCAUGUCUACUUGGGUAAAUGAAAACAGUGUUUCUUUUUUCCAACUUUUCUGUAUAAAAGUUGUUAAGUGCGGCCGUGUACCUCAGCAUAUCGCUUUUAUAAUGGAUGGGAAUCGUAGAUAUGCUAAAAAACACAGUGUACACAGUAGUAAGGGGCAUUCGGAAGGAUUCAAUAAACUGUCAGAAACAUUAAAGUGGUGUCUGGACCUAGGCAUACCCGAGGUUACUGUCUAUGCAUUUAGUAUAGAGAACUUUAAAAGGACAGAAGAAGAGGUUAAUGGCUUGAUGGAUCUGGCUCGAGACAAAUUCCAAAGACUACUAGAUGAAAUCGACCAGAUAAACGAGUGGGGUGUGAGACUUCACGUUGCGGGACGCCUGACACUGCUGCCGGAUGAUCUGCGGGCACUUGUAGCCAAGGCUAUGCUCUUGACCAGACACAACAAUAAGCUGAGGCUCAACAUUGCUUAUUCUUACACUGCUCGUGAUGAAAUCACUCGCGCUGCGUCGCAAUUAAUUGAAGGCGUGAGGAAUAACGAACUGACUGCUGAAGAUAUAGAUGAGGAGCUGUUGUCAGAGACGUUAGAGCUGAGCCCGCCCGACCUGCUCGUCAGGACCUCAGGGGAGGUCAGGCUUUCUGACUUCAUGCUAUGGCAGAUCUCCGACACCGUGCUGUACUUCACUGACGUGCUCUGGCCCGAGUUCACCAUCUGGAACCUGCUGGCCGCCAUCAUACACUUCCAGAGACACGCCACUGAGCGUACGCCGGAAAUAGACUUAAGCGACCGGAAGCGAACGUUCAGGGACAAGCUAGAGCACAAGCGAUGGCAGCAGUUGGAGAAAUAUAUUACAUAACUGAUAAAUUAUGGGAUUAGCUUCUACCCACAACUUCAUCUGCGUUGAUAAAAAAUAUCCUAUGUCCUUCCUUGGGCUUCCAAAUAUCUUCUAAAUCAGUUCAGCGGUUUAAGCGUGAUGACAGACAGGGAUACUUUCGCAGGGAUAGCUUCUGCCCGCGACUUCGUCUGCGUGAAAUUAGUUAUUUGGGUAGUUUAUUUUUUAUCCAAUUUGUUUUUUUUUAUUCCCCAUAUAGACUACCGUAUUUAAGAGGCAACUAUAACGCCUAGAUAAAAAUAAUGGCAAUCAUUCAAUUUAGGCAUAUUAUGUUUAUUGCUUACAUUAAUUAUCAGGCUAUGCAUCAAUUAUUUCACUUCCACUCCACUUUCCACCCUCUUAAGGGAUGACUUCCGGGAUAAAAACUAUGCUAUAUUCUUCUCUGGGCCUUAAACUAUCUCUAUACCAAAUUUUAACUAAAUCGGUUCAGCGGUUUAAGCGUAAAUAGACAGACACACUUUAGCAUUUCUAAUAUUAGCAUGGAUAUCAGUAGGAAUAGAUCAUAAAACUGCGUCCUUAACAGACCUCAACGAGGGGAGGGAGGGUUGUUAGGGUCGGCAACGCGCAUGUAACUCCUCUGGAGUUGCAGGCGUGCAUAGACUACGGAGACUGCUUACCAUCAGGCGGGCCGUAUGCUUGUUUGCCACCGACGUCCUAUAAAAAAAAACCUACGGUGGAACCAAAACAUAUACAUAUUAUUAUACUCUUUGGGUGGAGGUGGAACACCUUCCAUACGAUCAAUCAGGCCUCGGACCGGACCGAGGUCGCAGUCCGGUAUGCCUAUAUGUUACAGACAGGCGGGGAUACAUACAUCCUUGAAUGCUUUACAGUGUCCAUUUUUCACGCGAGUAUUUUAAUAGUGAAAGAGAUGUAUGUUUGGUUUCACUUUUAUAUAAUGAUUUUAAGGCUUUAUAAUGUUCUUAGUUAUAGGUUAUUUAUUGCAUAGCAUAGAUUAAGUAUUGUAAACUUGUAUCCUGAAUUAGAUAAAGUGACGUUUGCAGAUGUGUA